Leptopilina boulardi is the source of this 2185-nucleotide messenger RNA. It is a transcript of the gene Arp5, whose product is annotated as actin-related protein 5. The record is from RefSeq and is a predicted model, not a curated record. Gene Ontology annotation, biological process: regulation of DNA-templated transcription. The transcript is spliced from 7 exons. Gene Ontology annotation, cellular component: cytoplasm; Ino80 complex. The coding region runs from base 86 to 2107 and encodes 673 amino acids. Lineage: Eukaryota; Metazoa; Arthropoda; Insecta; Hymenoptera; Figitidae.
GACUCAGUUCACGUUGUUUACAAUUUUUUUAAUGGUGACAAAAAAGUGUUUUUAAAAAAAAUAGAAAAAAAUUGUGUUUUAAAAAAUGGAUAUCCUAGAAUUAAAGGAUGUCAAAUCUGUACCAGAUAUAAUACACAUUUAUUCUGGAAAAGUUAAAGAAGAAUCAAUUCCUUUGAUUAUUGAUAACGGUUCUUACAACUGUAGAGUUGGAUGGGCGACGGACAAGACACCGCUUUUAAUAUUUAGAAAUCUAAUUGCAAAACCAAGAAAAGAGAGAGGAAAAAAAGAUGGAGAAUUACAAGUUGGUAAUGAUAUUGCAAAUAUUGAAGCCGUUCGAUUUCAAUUAAAAACACAAUUUGAUCGCAAUGUUGUGACUCAUUUUGAAGCACAGGAACAAAUAUUUGACUAUACUUUUACUCAUUUGGGUAUUGACACUGAGGGUUCAGUGAAUCAUCCAAUUAUUUUAACUGAAGCAUUUCUAAAUCCCAAUUAUUCUCGAAAUUUAAUGGCUGAACUUCUUUUUGAAUGUUACAAUAUUCCAUCGUUAAGUUACGGUGUUGAUUGUCUUUUUUCCUAUCAUCAUAAUAAUUGUUCAUCGGAUGGUCUUAUUGUUAGUAUUGGCUAUCACACAACUCAUAUUAUACCAAUAUUAGAUGGUAAAAUUGAUGCUAUAAAUUCACGACGAAUUAAUGUUGGUGGUUAUCAUUUGACUUCAUAUAUGCAUCGAUUAUUGCAAUUAAAAUAUCCCGUUCAUGUAAAUGCAAUUACACCGAGUCGUGCUGAAGAAUUGAUACACGAUCAUUCUUUAAUUGCUCUGAAUUAUCAAGAGGAAAUUGCCAAUUGGGCGGAUCCUGAUUAUUAUGAUAUGAAUAUUUUGAGAGUUCAACUUCCUUACGUGGCGCCUGCAAGUACUCCUGGUUUAACAGUUGAACAACAAAAAGAAAGAAAACGAGAACUCGCGCGUCGUCUUAUGGAAAUUAAUGCCAGAAAACGUGAAGAAAGGCUCGCUGAAGAUGAGGAGCAAUUGAAUCAAUUGCUGGCAGUUCAAGAUCUUCUUGAAGAAGGCGAAAUGGAAGAAUUUGAGGAAGCCCUAAAAUCCUAUUCACUCUCAAAUGAGGCAGAAUUAAUGAAAAUGAUUAAUAAUUUACAGGCGAAAGUUGAAAGAACACGACAAAAAAUAGUUGCUGCCAAUUCACAAGAAGAGAAUAUGGUAAUUGAAGAGAAACCAAAAAUAAAAACUAGCCUUCAGCCAAAAGAUCAACAGGAUUUUGAUGAAUGGAUAAAUGGUGUGAGAAAAAAGAGACAAGAUAUAUUGGAUAAACGAAUGGCAAAACGACAAAGAAGACAAGAUAUGGCCAAGAGAAGAACAGCAGCUGCACAAGAGAGAAUGAGAAUAAUAAGUCAAUUGGCGAGAAAAGAAAAGAGAGACGAUGAUUUUGGAAUGCGUGAUGAAGAUUGGGAUGUUUAUAAAGUUAUUAAUCGAGAAGGCGGCGAUUCCGAUUCUGAACUUGAGCAAGAGAAAUUGAUAGAACUCGAAGAUGUAUUACGUCAUCAUGAUCCUGAAUUUGAUGGUGCUGGUUCAAGUGCACCAAUGGUGCCAGGUGAAACUCAUCAAUUACACGUUGGUAUUGAACGUCUUCGUUCACCGGAAUUAUUAUUUCAACCAUCAAUGAUUGGCCUUGUUGAGGCUGGUAUUGCCGAGACAAUUGAAUUUGUAUUAAAACGUUAUUCAUCUGAAUUACAAAUGCGACUUGCUUGUAAUAUUUUUCUAACUGGUGGACCGGCUUCAUUUCCUGGUUUAUUGGAACGUUUAAAACGUGAAUUAAAAGAAAUUCGACCAUUUGGUUCUAAUUUUCAUGUGAAUAUUGCAAAUAAUACAAGUUUAGAUGCUUGGUUUGGUGCAAGAGAUUUUGGAUUAAAUGGGAAUUUAGAUGAUUAUUUAGUUACACGUAAGGAGUACGAGGAAAAAGGUGGAGAAUUUCUUAAAGAACAUACUUCAAGUAAUUUUUAUAAUAAAUCACCAGAUCCAUUGCCAAUGUUACAAGUUGCGGCAAUAUCGGAACAAAUUGUUGUUGAGGAUGCAAUUGUUGAUGUGGAAAUUGAAUAAAUUUUUGUGCAAAAAAAAAAGGAAUUUUUUUUUUAAUUUAAUUUAUUAUAAUACGAUAAUAAAACAUUUUUAAUUUAA